Phoenix dactylifera (date palm) is the source of this 432-nucleotide messenger RNA. The record is from RefSeq and is a predicted model, not a curated record. NCBI's taxonomy places the organism in Eukaryota, Viridiplantae, Streptophyta, Magnoliopsida, Arecales, Arecaceae.
AUGGCGAUAUCCUUCGUUCGCUUCUCGAUCAUCGCUGUGGCGUUUGGGUUACUUGCGGUGACCUCCUUCGCCCAGGCACCCGGAGCCGCCCCUAUGAGGCCUCCCACCGCGGCCCCGGUAAAGCCUCCCACCCCGUCUCCGGUGAGGCCUCCUACCCCCGCCCCCGUCUCCCCGCCCUCCGCCUCUCCGUCCCCGGCCUCCGUCGUCACCCCCCCGGCAUCCACUCCGACCCCCUCUUCUGCCCCGGCCGCCUCUCCUCCGGCCCCUCCGACGGCCGCCACCCCCUCGGGCUCUCCCUCGGGCUCUCCCACCGCAAUCGCCGCCCCGCCGUCCGAGGCCCCCUCCGCCUCUGGGGGGGAGACGCCUGCCGCCACCUCCAUCGUCAGCUGGAUCGCCGUCGCCGGCGCUGUCGCCGUCGCUUGCGCGUUCUAG